Papilio polytes (common Mormon) is the source of this 1498-nucleotide messenger RNA. RefSeq names its product L-threonine ammonia-lyase-like. The coding region runs from base 122 to 1438 and encodes 438 amino acids. Lineage: Eukaryota; Metazoa; Arthropoda; Insecta; Lepidoptera; Papilionidae. Gene Ontology annotation, biological process: L-threonine catabolic process; L-serine catabolic process. The record is from RefSeq and is a predicted model, not a curated record. Gene Ontology annotation, molecular function: L-serine ammonia-lyase activity; threonine deaminase activity. The transcript has 10 exons.
UUCUUUUUCUGUCAUCUUUCAAAACAUAGUGAUCCUCGUUUCAACAAUGUGGAAAUAAAGAUAAAUUCUAAGUGAUUUAUUCAAUACCCAGGAUAUUCAUCAGAAUAACAUAUUAAUCAAAAUGUCUUCACGCCGAUAUGAUGAUUACGAUCAGUACUGUGAUCCGGAGAACCCAAGAAAAAUAAAUUUUGAGGACAUCGUUCAGGCAACCGAAGCCAGUAGGCCUUUUAUUCCUGUCACACCGUGUUACCUUUCUCAGACACGAAAUGAUUUUGCAAUCAAUUUUUACUACAAGCUCGAAACGGUCCAUAAAACGGGAAGUUUUAAGGAAAGGGGUGCACUAAAUGCAUUACAAAGAUUGCCACGGGACAAAACAAAAAUCGGCGUUGUAUUGGCUUCGCUGGGUAACCAAGCGAUUGGGCUGUGCCACUGCGCGCGGGUACUGGGAAUACCCGUGGUGGUUGUGAUGCCAGACAACGUACCCCUCAUAAAGCUGCAGAUGUGCAAAAACUUGGGCGCCAAAGUGAUAGUGGAGGGCAAAGACCUACAGGAAUCACAAAAACAUGCACGCUUUAUUGCACGAGAUAAGGGGCUUUCAUAUAUUAAUGGUCGCGACCACCCGGAUGUACUAACUGGGUACGGCGGCGUGGCGCUGGAGAUCCUGGAGCAAGUGCCGAGUGUGGACGCCGUCCUAGUGCCGGUGGGCACCGGCGGCCUCAUCGCCGCCAUCGCCACCGUCAUCAAACACAUCAAACCUAGCUGCCUAGUUUAUGGUGUUCAGUCAGAAGUAAUGCCCACAUUCUUCGAGUCACUGGAAAAAGGCCAGCCUGUGACCAAACCAAUGCAGAACUCUCUGGCCGACAGUAUUGCGAUGCCUUACGUCGGUGUGAACGCCUUCUACAACGCACUGCCCCUCAUUGACAGAAUGAUAUUGCUAAAAGAAGACUGGAUCGCUCGUGCUAUUUUGUAUAUUGUAGAAAAAGAGCGUUUCGUGAUCGAAGGCGCCGCCGCCUGCGCGGUGGCUCCAAUUCUAAACAGCCUUGUUCCAGAAUUGAAGACUAAAAAUGUGGUGUGCGUCUUCAGCGGCGGCAAUAUUGACGCAACUUUGUUAAACCGUUCUUUAGAACGAGGACUCGCAGCUUCAGGCCGAAUGAUCAAAUUUAAAGUGGGAAUUAGAGCUGAUUCUGCGGCAAUGGCUGAACUCCUUAAACUGAUCUCAGAUAACGGUUACAAUAUAAUACGUCAAUUUAUGGAUCACAUUUGGAUGGAGGAUGAAAUACACUAUGUUGAGACCAAAAUUGUGUGCCAAUCCAGAGAUCUGCAUCAUGCCAUACAACUUAAAAGAAUAAUGGAAAAGGCUUAUCCAAAAACUGCCACUUUUGAGACUGAAUACCUUAAUGACAAACACAUGUGUGCCUGUUACAUCAAGAGUAAAUAAUAAUUUGGAUUUUAAUUACUUAUCAAAUAUAUGGAAUAAUAAAUCAUUUAUUUUUAAAUA